UUGCGCCACUUUUAACGACUGUUAGUUUCUAAAACAUCGAUAAAUCACAAAAAUGGAUAUUAGUGAUAUUACAAAGUUUGCAAAUAAAAAAGGAUUAGCUACGGAUGCAGAAAAGUUACGAGAGAAAGUAACUAAAGAAAGGGAAAAUAUUAUAAAGUUAAAGGUAGCUCAAGACACCGCGUACUGGGACUUAAAAGAAAAGUUGCAGCAAUUGCAAGACAAUCAUGAGCGGCUGCAGCAGAACAUGGCCGCUGUGCAGAUGCAGCAUGAAGCCGCCAACGCUAAGUAUCAGGAAGAGAUGAGAAAACGCCCUGAGAUACUUAACAAAUUGUCCACCACUCGUAAGAUCUGCGACGUGCUGCAAGAGUCAAGCGAGCGGCUGCGGGAGACGCUGUCGCGCUGCAAGGCGGACGGCGCCACGCUUCACACCGCCUUUAACAAGUCCGCGGAACAGUUGCGCGAGAUGCGCCACAAGCAGCUGCAGCAGGAUGAGAAGAUUAAACACCAGGUCGAGAGCCUACAAGAGAAAGUGUCGCUGUCAAGCAACCACUUUAGCAAGAUGGUUGAAUUCCUGACAAGCGCGAAGCAGCAGGUAGACGGCGAGCUGGGAGAAGCGCGCGCGCAGCUUGUGGCCGCGCAGGUCCGCCAUAAUGACCUGCUCACCGCGCUAGGCGACAGCAACAGGGAACUAGACAAGCAUAAACAUGAUAUAGAAAGGAAAGACGAUAUGAUUAAUCAUUUCCAACGAGAAAUGAAGAAACUCGCUGAUGAAUACAAUACUCAGAUCUGCAACGCGAACAAAUCCCUCGCACAGAAAGAUAAAGAGAUCCAAGAAACAAUAGAUGCGGUUCAAUCUCUGAAGCAAGUUGUGCUGAACCAAGAGCAGUUCAUAAAGAGCGUGAGUGAUGAGAGGAAUGCAAUGCAGGAGAAGGUGGCUGAGCUGGAGGAGGAGCAGCACCGCCUGGUUACCGCUAUGGAGACACUCAAGAUACAGCUGCAGGAUACAAACAGCGCCAAAGUAAAUGUAGAAGAGAAUUUGGAAAAGGCAACAAAUGAAAAUAACGAUUUGAAGAAGGAAAUAUUUGAAUAUAUCCAAGAAUUGACUAAUAUGAAGAAGAAAGAGCAAGAUCUUCAAAUGCAAAUAAACUUAAUGGAAAAAGAAAAAUCUGAAAUAGACGAUGAAUUGCAACAAACUAAGAGAGAUUCCGAUGAAAAAAUUGCUCAAAUGGUAACCGAAAAUAAACUACUCGAGGAAAACAUCCUGGAAAUUGAAAAUAACGCCAAGUCUUACAAGUAA
Molecule: messenger RNA, 1297 nt
Organism: Papilio polytes (common Mormon)
Lineage: Eukaryota; Metazoa; Arthropoda; Insecta; Lepidoptera; Papilionidae
Product: myosin-11-like
Exons: 8
Coding region: 53-1297 (414 amino acids)
Source: RefSeq, a predicted model, not a curated record